UCCAUUGGCUGAAGGACAACUGACGACAUCUGUGAAUACAACAUGAACAUUCUUGGCGUGAAGAAUGACGUCUGCUGUGUUACCUGCUGUAGCUGAGCAGCUUUUCCGAGAUAUCCAUAACAUUUACCAAGAAACAUCUCAAAUUCCUGAUGACUUACUUAUUGCGCUAACGUUUGUUUUUGGGCAAUGUGCUGUACAAGCUUUGGAUCUGGUGGACCAGCACUCAGUCACAUGUUUGUCAUCGCCAAGUGGACGUAAAGCCUUCCAGGUCACAGGAGGCUCGGGACGUUUGUACACCUGCUUCACGUCCUGCCACUACUGCCCCUGUCCAGCCUUUGCCUACAUGGUGCUGCGGAGGAACAAAGGCCUGCUGUGCAAGCACAUCCUGGCUGUGUACCUGUGUGAGGCCAUGGGUGUGACUCACAUGCAAAGCGUGCCUGAUCAGCAGAUGACGGUGCUGCUCAGUGGGACUUCACCACCGUGACGCACACAUAUUCCUCUGUGACCCUGCAGGGAGGAUGUGGACACUGGAUGCUGCAGAUGAAGUAUGGCAUCACGAAUCUGCAGACUCGUCACAUCAGAUGGCGGCGCCCGGACGGGCUGCGUCCUCGCGGAGCUCCUGCUAAAGAUGAAACAUUUGGCAGAAAUAACGGACAAUUCUACAAACUUCAUGGCUGGCUCACAUCGUGGUCACUCCGUGAUCACGUACGACCGCCAGACACUUCUGGAUAUGGACAUAUCGGGCCGUUUUGGACCGAUAGACGAGUGCGUGCUAAACAUGCUAACUAGCAUGGGAAUACGUCGACGGCUACAUCCAGCGGCCUGUGAAGCAGGGGAGUCUAGUAGCAGCGGGGGCCGUCUACGGAGCACACGCCAGCGGUGUGAUCGGAAACGCGGAUGCCGAGCGGGGCUUAAAACAAAGCAGAAGGCUAAUCCCCACAGGACACCACUUCCCUCCAUCCUGCAGCCAGAUUUAAAUGGAAGAUGCGAGACUACUGGUCUGGGUAAGGAGUCAGUUGAAUUAGAACAAGUUUUUUCUGCUUUGAGUGUUUCAGAGUUGGACAUGUGUUUUACCGAGGUGGCUAACUAUGAUGCGUGCAGUUUAUCAAAGCAACAAACAAACAGUCGGAAAAUUCCCGUUAGUGAGGUGGCUAACCAUGAUGCGUGCAGUUUAUCAAAGCAACAAACAAACAAUCGGAAAAUCCCCGUUACUGAGGUAGCUAACCAUGAUGCGUGCAGUUUAUCAAAGCAACAAUCAAACAAUCGGAAAAUUCCCGUCGUAUCAAUUCCUAGAUAUGGUCGUAAUUAUACUAAAUGCACUGGGCAUAAUAAACACAACAUUAUUAACAUUGCUACUACGGAUAAUUUGAUCAAAAACUCCCUAAAACAGCCCACUACCUAUAAUAUAGGUUUUUUAAACAUAAGAUCAUUGUCUCCCAAAACGUUGUUAGUUAAUGAUAUUAUCAGAGACAACAAUCUUAACGUCAUCGGUCUCAGCGAAACCUGGCUUAAACCAAACGACUUUUUUGCGCUAAAUGAGGCAUGUCCUCCUAACUUUACACAUGCGCAUAUUGCCCGUCCGCUUAAAAGGGGUGGGGGGGUCGCACUAAUAUACAACAAAAACUUUAACCUUAGUCCUAACAUAAAUAAUAUCGUUUGAGGUGCUUACUAUGAGGUCUGUCACACCGCUGCCUCUACACCUGGCUGUUAUCUACCGCCCCCCAGGGCCCUAUUCGGACUUUAUCAAUGAAUUCUCAGAGUUCGUUGCUGAUCUACUGACACACGCCGAUAAUAUAAUCAUAAUGGGGGACUUUAAUAUCCAUAUGAAUACCCCAUUGGACCCACCGUGAGUAGCGCUCCAGACUAUAAUUGAUAGCUGUGGUCUCACACAAAUAAUAAAUGAACCCACGCAUCGCAACGGUAAUACGAUAGACGUAGUGCUUGUCAGGGGUAUCACCGUUUCCAAAGUUACGAUACUCCCGUAUACUAAAGUAUUAUCCGAUGAUUACCUUAUAAAAUUCGAGGAUCAGACGCAUGUUCGUCAAACUAAUAAUAAUAAUAACUGCUAUAGCAGCCGCAACAUUAAUACGGCCACAACGACAACUCUUGCUGACCUACUGCCCUCGGUAAUGGCACCAUUCCCAAAAUAUGUGGGCUCUAUUGAUAACCUCACUAACAACUUUAACGACGCCCUGCGCGAAACCAUUGAUAACAUAGCAUCGCUAAAGUUAAAAAAGGCUCCAAAAAAGCGCACCCCGUAGUUUACAGAAGAAACUAGAGCUCAGAAAUUAUUAUGUAGAAAGCUGGAACGCAAAUGGCGCACGACUAAACUUGAGGUGCACCAUCAAGCAUGGAGUGAUGGUUUAAUAACUUAUAAACGCAUGCUUACCUUAGCUAAAGCUAAAUAUUACUCAAAUCUCAUCCACCGUAAUAAAAACGAUCCUAAAUUUUUGUUUAGUACGGUAGCAUCGCUAACCCAACAAGGGACCCCUUCCAGUAGCUCAACCCACUCAGCUGAUGACUUUAUGCAAUUCUUUAGUAAGAAAAUUGAAGUCAUUAGAAAGGAGAUUAAAGACAAUGCGUCCCAGCUACAACUGGGUUCUAUUAACACUGACACGAUGGUAUAUACGGCGGAUACUGCCCUCCAAAAUAGUUUCUCUCGUUUUGAGGAAAUAACAUUAGAGGAAUUGUUACAACGUGUAAAUGGAAUAAAACAAACAACAUGUUUACUUGACCCUCUUCCUGGGAAACUGAUCAAGGAGCUCUUUGUAUUAUUAGGUCCAUCAGUGCUAAAUAUUAUAAACUUAUCACUAUCCUCGGGCACUGUUCCCCUAGCAUUCAAAAAAGCGGUUAUUCAUCCUCUUCUUAAAAGACCUAACGUCGAUCCUGACCUCAUGGUAAACUACCGACCGGUGUCUCACCUUCCCUUUAUUUCAAAAAUCCUCGAAAAAAUUGUUGCGGAGCAGUUAAAUGAACGCUUAGCGUCUAACAAUCUAUGUGAAACCUUUCAAUCCGGUUUCAGGGCAAAUCACUCCACGGAGACAGCCCUCGCAAAAAUGACUAAUGAUCUAUUGCUAACGAUGGAUUCUGAUGCGUCAUCUAUGUUGCUGCUCCUCGAUCUUAGCGCUGCUUUCGAUACCGUCGAUCAUAAUAUUUUAUUAGAACGUAUCAAAACACGAAUUGGUAUGUCAGACUUAGCCCUGUCUUGGUUUAACUCUUAUCUUACUGAUAGGAUGCAGUGUGUCUCCCAUAACAAUGUGACCUCGGACUACGUUAAGGUAACGUGUGGAGUUCCCCAGGGUUCGGUCCUUGGCCCUGCACUCUUCAGCAUCUACAUGCUGCCGCUAGGUGACAUCAUACGCAAAUACGGUGUUAGCUUUCACUGUUAUGCUGAUGACACCCAACUCUACAUGCCCCUAAAGCUGACCAACACGCCGGAUUGUAGUCAGCUGGAGGCGUGUCUUAAUGAAAUUAAACAAUGGAUGUCCGCUAACUUUUUGCAACUCAACGCCAAAAAAACGGAAAUGCUGAUUAUCGGUCCUGCUAGACACCGAACUCUAUUUAAUAAUACAACUCUAACAUUUGACAACCAAACAAUUAAACAAGGCGACACGGUAAAGAAUCUGGGUGUUAUCUUCGACCCAACUCUCUCCUUUGAGGCACACAUUAAAAGCGUUACUAAAACGGCCUUCUUUCAUCUCCGUAAUAUCGCUAAAAUUCGCUCCACUCUGUCCACUAAAGACGCUGAGAUCAUUAUCCAUGCGUUUGUUACGUCUCGUCUCGAUUACUGUAACGUAUUAUUUUCGGGUCUCCCCAUGUCUAGCAUUAAAAGAUUACAGUUGGUACAAAAUGCGGCUGCUAGACUUUUGACAAGAACAAGAAAGAUUGAUCACAUUACGCCUGUACUGGCUCACCUGCACUGGCUUCCUGUGCACUUAAGAUGUGACUUUAAGGUUUUACUACUUACGUAUAAAAUACUACACGGUGUAGCUCCAUCCUAUCUUGCCGGUUGUAUUGUACCAUAUGUCACGGCAAGAAAUCUGCGUUCAAAGGACUCCGGCUUAUUAGUGAUUCCCAAAGCCCAAAAAAAGUCUGCCGGCUAUAGAGCGUUUUCCGUUCGGGCUCCAGUACUCUGGAAUGCCCUCCCGGUAACAGUUCGAGAUGCCACCUCAGUAGAAGCAUUUAAGUCUCACCUUAAAACUCAUUUGCAUACUCUAGCCUUUAAAUAGACUCCCUUUUUAGACCAGUUGAUCUGCCGUUUCUUUUCUUUUUCUUCUAUGUCCCACUCUCCCUUGUGGAGGGGGUCCGGUCCGAUCUGGUGGCCAUGUACUGCUUGCCUGUGUAUCGGCUGGGGACAUCUCUGCGCUGCUGAUCCGCCUCCGCUUGGGAUGGUUUCCUGCUGGCUCCGCUAUGAACGGGACUCUCGCUGCUGUGUUGGAUCCGCUUUGGACUGGACUCUCGCGACUGUGUUGGAUCCAUUGUGGAUUGAACUUUCACAGUAUCAUGUUAAACCCGCUCGACAUCCAUUGCUUUCCUCCUCUCCAAGGUUCUCAUAGUCAUCAUUGUCACCGACGUCCCACUGGGUCAUUAUUGUCACCGAUGUCCCACUGGGUGUGAGUUUUCCUUGCCCUUAUGUGGGCCUACCGAGGAUGUCGUAGUGGUUUGUGCAGCCCUUUGAGACACUAGUGAUUUAGGGCUAUAUAAGUAAACAUUGAUUGAUUGAUUGAUUGAUUUUGUGUAGGCCUGGGCGAUAUGGCCUAAAAAUAAAAUUACGAGUUUUUUUUUUACAAGAUUAUUAUUUGAUUUAUUUAUUUGAUUUAUGAUUAUUUACCCAACUUAAAAAUAAAAAAAAACAUUGAAAAAAAUGGAGAUAAUUCAAAACCAUUUUUUUUUAUUUUAUUUGACCAAAAACUAGGAGUUUGAAAUGACACUGCAUCUUAGUGUUAGCAACAUUCUAAUUUUAAGUUUAUUCACUUAUAUAUCUCAUUAAAAACAACCCCCAAGAAAUACAGUGUCACAUUGACAUUGUAACACGGAAGGAUGAAAAAAUACAACAGUAAAAUAUACCUUAAAUUGAAGUGCAAAAUAUAUCACCUAAAAUAUUAACAUUUUAUAAAUAAAUAAACAAUUUAUAAAACAAAUGAAUAAUAUUGUUAUUUUUGGCCAAAUAUAACUUGUGCCUUUUAAAUCAUUUUGAAAGAACUAAAUUAAGAGCUUCCUCUGGGAAGCAAUACUUUUGUCUUGAAGAAAUUACUUCUGUUGACAAAAAUGCAACAUUGCACAUUGCAUGCUAAUAAAUCUUCAACACUGAGAUUAAUAAAGUGAAAACAUUAAAACUUCUGUUUUGAAUACAAAACUUCUAUAAUUGAAACGCAGUAUUGUAUAUUGUAUGCAAAUAAAUAAUCAAGUAAAACAUUGAAAAAGAUUAUAGUUUCAGUAAGUCAAGGCUUUUUCAUUCACACAUCUUAGCAGCGUGCAGAGUGACUAUUUUAGUGAUUUUUUCCCCACUGUGCUCCAUUUUAUCAUACAUGGUAUCAUCAUCAGUUUGGAAAAAUGUAUUUGAAAAAGUAAUUUAUUAUAGUUACUCUGCCAAAACUUAAUUGAAUUACUUAUGGAAUUACUAGGGAAAGUAAGUAAUGCUUUGCUAAAAUAAAUAAAUAAAAUAAUAUAAAUGACUUAUGCAGUUGAGCCGUUUCAUAUUAGAGCUGAGUGUGUCUUUAAAAGGCUGUUGCCAAGUGACAUGUGAUGUCAGCGUCCAGACAGAGCAGCAUUAGCUCAAUUGUGUUUGUUAGUGUACCACUGGCAGUCUGUUGGUAGUUACAGCAGCUCUGUUGAAUCUUUUCACUGGAUUGUGUUACUUCUGGUUAAUAAAGAAAUAUAAAGUGUU
Molecule: messenger RNA, 5887 nt
Organism: Nerophis ophidion (straightnose pipefish)
Lineage: Eukaryota; Metazoa; Chordata; Actinopteri; Syngnathiformes; Syngnathidae
Gene: zswim7
Product: zinc finger, SWIM-type containing 7
Exons: 7
Coding region: 65-484 (139 amino acids)
Biological process (GO): double-strand break repair via homologous recombination
Cellular component (GO): Shu complex
Molecular function (GO): zinc ion binding; catalytic activity
Source: RefSeq, a predicted model, not a curated record